Messenger RNA from Sphenostylis stenocarpa, 390 nucleotides. The record is from the annotation of a GenBank genome assembly. Lineage: Eukaryota; Viridiplantae; Streptophyta; Magnoliopsida; Fabales; Fabaceae.
AUGCGAGGGGGCUUUCUAUUAUUAAUGAGAGUAACUGCUGUAACGUCCUGUGUGACACUGGCAACAUCAUUAGCUGCACUCAAGGGACCAACAUCCAUGGCUGCAUUUCAAGUCUGCCUGCAGAUUUGGUUAGCAGUGUCCCUUCUUGCCGAUGAUCUAGCUGUUGCCGGGCAGGCAAUACUUGCAGGGGCAUUUGCUAACAAGGACUAUGAGAAGGCCAAAGCAACUGCAUCUCGAGUAUUACAGGUUCUUUGCAAUUUUGUAGCAGCCACUCAACCCCUCAACGCUUUGGCAUUUGUAUUUGAUGGUAUCAACUUUGGGGCAUCUGAUUUUGCAUAUUCAGCCAUUUCUUUGGAUUGCAACUGGAUCGGGACCCUGGAAGCUGAUUAA